GUAAGCAGCUGAACUGAGAGCAACAAAGGAAAAGUAGAGGAGAAAAGGAACUGAACUGAAGCAAAAGCUGAACAAAACCUCUUCACUUUUCAACUUUUUAUUGCACUGCACUCUUCGUUCGAGAGCUUUCUGAAGAACAUUUUUUACAUUUUAAUACUCGAACAGAAUUGUACUAACCGCAAAAAUGAUGAGCAGCAGAGUCAUCGUCGUUGCUGUAAUGGUGCUCCUGGCCUCUCUGGCCAUCAGUGAAGGGAUGAGCCUGAGAAGCCGGAGAAGCCUGGGACCGGAGAAGCACUGCAAGUGCAUCAAGACAGAGAGCAGACACAUUGGCCGCUACAUUGAGAAGGUGGAAAUGAUCCCUGGCCACUCUCACUGUGAAGAAACUGAGAUCAUUGCCACUCUGAAAGGAACCGGAAAGGAGGUAUGCCUUGACCCCGAGGCUAUCUGGGUGCAGAAAGUGAUCAACAGGAUGAUGUUAAACAGAAGACGCUGAGCAGAUGGAGAGUGAUGGAUCAUGGGUCAGAGCUGUUUGAAGACAACUGAACACGAACCUAAUGUCUUAGUUUGAAGUAAAUUAUAUCGGGGGACUGCUCAAUGUCCUGAUCGCCUAUUGAAAUGGACAGAUUUUAUCUGACAAAGUUACGUUUGUAUCAAACAUGCUAUUUAUUAACAAGCCCAUGCUUGUUUGAAGGGAACUUUUAUAAUUUAUGAAGCAAUUUGUAUUUAAUUUUGGCUGCUGCUCCUAUUGUCUGCAAAAGUCGAUUAUCAUUUUUUGUCUCUCAUUUAUGUAUUUUGCAUAUUUAUUGACAUAUUUAAAAAAGAAAUAUCCAAAUGCUUGACUGUUAUUUUAUUGAUUAAAUAAAAGUGUUACUUAAAAUUGAA
Messenger RNA from Limanda limanda (common dab), 882 nucleotides. RefSeq names its product interleukin-8-like. Gene Ontology annotation, biological process: cellular response to lipopolysaccharide; neutrophil chemotaxis; chemokine-mediated signaling pathway. The coding region runs from base 185 to 493 and encodes 102 amino acids. Lineage: Eukaryota; Metazoa; Chordata; Actinopteri; Pleuronectiformes; Pleuronectidae. The transcript is spliced from 4 exons. The record is from RefSeq and is a predicted model, not a curated record. Gene Ontology annotation, cellular component: extracellular region. Gene Ontology annotation, molecular function: chemokine activity; CXCR chemokine receptor binding.